Molecule: messenger RNA, 3843 nt
Organism: Closterium sp. Naga37s-1
Lineage: Eukaryota; Viridiplantae; Streptophyta; Zygnematophyceae; Desmidiales; Closteriaceae
Source: the annotation of a GenBank genome assembly
AUGGUUGGGAGAGGUGGAACCUUUGCCCAUCCCCUGUCUCCUUCGCCCAUCCCCUGUCAUCUUUGCCAACCCCCUUGUCCUUUGCCCAUCCCCUGUCUCCUUUGCCCAUCCCCUGUCUCCUUUGCCCAUCCCUUGUCUCCUUUGCCCAUCCCCUGUCUCCUUUGCCCAUCCCCAGUCUCCUUCGCCCAUCCCCUGUCAUCUUUGCCCACCCUCUGUCCUUUGCACAUCCCCUGUCUCCUUUGCCAAUCCCAUGUCUCCUUCGCCCAUCCCCUGUCAUCUUUGCCCAUCCCCUGUGAUUUGCACAUCCCUUGUCUCCUUUGCCCAUCCCCUGUCUCCUUUGCCCACCCCCUGUCUCCUUUGCCCAUCCCCUGUCUCCUUCGCCCAUCCCCUGUCAUCUUUGCCCACCCCCUGUCCUUUGCACAUCGCCUGUCUCCUUUGCCCAUCCCCUGUCUCCUUUGCCCAUCCCCUGUCUCCUUCGCCCAUCCCCUGUCAUCUUUGCCAACCCCCUUGUCCUUUGCCCAUCCCCUUUCUCCUUUGCACAUCGCCUGUCUCCUUUGCCCAUCCCCUGUCUCCUUUGCCCAUCCCCUGUCUCCUUUGCCCAUCCCCUGUCUCCUUUGCCCACCCCCUGUCUCCUUUGCCCAUCCCCUGUCUCCUUUGCCCAUCCCCUGUCAUCUUUGCCAACCCCCUUGUCCUUUGCCCAUCCCCUUUCUCCUUUGCACAUCGCCUGUCUCCUUUGCCCAUCCCCUGUCUCCUUUGCCCAUCCCUUGUCUCCUUUGCCCAUCCCCUGUCUCCUUUGCCCAUCCCCAGUCUCCUUCGCCCAUCCCCUGUCAUCUUUGCCCACCCUCUGUCCUUUGCACAUCCCCUGUCUCCUUUGCCAAUCCCAUGUCUCCUUCGCCCAUCCCCUGUCAUCUUUGCCCAUCCCCUGUCCUUUGCACAUCCCUUGUCUCCUUUGCCCAUCCCCUGUCUCCUUUGCCCACCCCCUGUCCUUUGCACAUCCCCUGUCUCCUUUGCCCACCCCCUGUCUCCUUUGCCCAUCCCCUGUCUCCUUUGCCCAUCCCCUGUCUCCUUCGCCCAUCCCCUGUCAUCUUUGCCAACCCCCUUGUCCUUUGCCCAUCCCCUUUCUCCUUUGCCCAUCGCCUGUCUCCUUUGCCCAUCCCCUGUCUCCUUUGCCCAUCCCCUGUCUCCUUUGCCCAUCCCCUGUCUCCUUUGCCCACCCCCUGUCUCCUUUGCCCAUCCCCUGUCUCCUUUGCCCAUCCCCUGUCAUCUUUGCCAACCCCCUUGUCCUUUGCCCAUCCCCUUUCUCCUUUGCACAUCGCCUGUCUCCUUUGCCCAUCCCCUGUCUCCUUUGCCCAUCCCUUGUCUCCUUUGCCCAUCCCCUGUCUCCUUUGCCCAUCCCCAGUCUCCUUCGCCCAUCCCCUGUCAUCUUUGCCCACCCUCUGUCCUUUGCACAUCCCCUGUCUCCUUUGCCAAUCCCAUGUCUCCUUCGCCCAUUCCCUGUCAUCUUUGCCCAUCCCCUGUCCUUUGCACAUCCCUUGUCUCCUUUGCCCAUCCCCUGUCUCCUUUGCCCACCCCCUGUCUCCUUUGCCCAUCCCCUGUCUCCUUCGCCCAUCCCCUGUCAUCUUUGCCCACCCCCUGUCCUUUGCACAUCCCCUGUCUCCUUUGCCCAUCCCCUGUCUCCUUUGCCAAUCCCCUGUCUCCUUCGCCCAUCCCCUGUCAUCUUUGCCAACCCCCUUGUCCUUUGCCCAUCCCCUUUCUCCUUUGCACAUCGCCUGUCUCCUUUGCCCAUCCCCUGUCUCCUUUGCCCAUCCCCUGUCUCCUUUGCCCAUCCCCUGUCUCCUUUGCCCACCCCCUGUUUCCUUUGCCCAUCCCCAGUCUCCUUCGCCCAUCCCCUGUCAUCUUUGCCCAUCCCCUGUCCUUUGCACAUCCCCUGUCUCCUUUGCCAAUCCCAUGUCUCCUUCGCCCAUCCCCUGUCAUCUUUGCCCAUCCCCUGUCCUUUGCACAUCCCUUGUCUCCUUUGCCCAUCCCCUGUCUCCUUUGCCCACCCCCUGUCCUUUGCACAUCCCCUGUCUCCUUUGCCCAUCCCCUGUCUCCUUUGCCAAUCCCCUGUCUCCUUCGCCCAUCCCCUGGCUACAUUCCCCAACGGAGGGGCAACUUCAUCUCGAUUUAGAAGAAGUGGUUCUCGAGCUCGAGGAAGACAUGGUGCCGCUGCCUGAAGGAGAUAUCAACGUCGUAGGCGCCCCUACGCCUAUCCCUGAGGCGGUCCAUGAGAGCCCGUUCGCUCAAGGGCGAUCGGCGAGUGGACUUGGGGUGGUUGAGGGGUCGCUCGAUUGCCCCACUCCUUCGGCCCCUGAGGCGAUUGGGCAAGGGGGGAUGAGAGGGGAGCGUGGCUGCGUUGGGCAGCGAUUGGAGAGCAUUCCAGAGGGUCAGAAUGAGGAUGACAUUCCCCCUCCACCUGAGAUCGUGCCGGACACGUGGACGUCGGGGUUCGUCACCCCUCAUGCCAGGGAAGAGGCAACUGUAGUGGAGGACCACCCCUCGACGGGCUCAUCGCCCCCUCCUGUUUGGCCAGUGUCGCCCAGCGUGUCCGAGCUUGCGGGAAGCGUCGCUUCGGUGUCAGGCAGGGUUCACACACCCGACGAGGAGGAUGAGGUGGAGCACGUGACAGAGAUGGAUGAGGCCCCCACUUCAGACACCCAUGAUAUGGCAGCGGGCGACGAGGAUGCAGUUGCACCCGAGUCGCCUCAUCGUCGCUGGGAGGAGAGGGGGACUAAGAAGAGGCGGCGGGAGGAGUUGGAGGGGGUGGAAAACGACGAUUUGGCCAUGGAUGAUCUCGUCGAGGAGGUGACUGUUGGGCAGCGCUUUAGUGUACACUUCCACCAUGUCAUGGUGCGCAAUGCGACACUCGCAAGACUGGGUCUCCCCAUGAGUGCUGAGGAUGUGGCAGCUGAGCUCGCCCUCGCUGCUGACCAUUGGGCGGGUCUACAUGCGGGUUGUGCUAGGGGGGACGUCCUUCCUCGUUGCGUGAAGGACAACUGGGGCCCUGAGAGUGCUGUGUACGAGCCCGACUCUGAGACCCACAAGGCGGUGAAAGAGUGGCUGGCCACUCACUGCAGCGCAGAACAGAUGCGACCCUACGUGCUUGGGGCGGGGAGUUGGCUAAACGAAUCAUUCCACUCCCUCAUCUGCAAGUAUGCUCCCAAGCGCGUGAGGCCGGGAAGCGACCAGCAGCACCAGCUCGUGGUCCAAGAGGCGCCACAGGACCGUGCGUGGCCCCCGCCCGUCCCGUGCACGCUGUCGUCUCACGUGUACAUGGACUACGAUAUCAGCACGGAGCACCCGCCGGAACAUGAGAAGCAGCGCAAGAAGGGCAAGGUAGCGGGACGGAGGGAGACCAAGGAGGGGAGAAACGGACAGGAGUGGGAGGUGAUGCAUCGUUCUGUAGGAGCAGGGAAAGGGGGUGAGGGUCUGGAUUUGGGGCCGGGGAAAGGUGAGGGAGAUGGCGGGAAAGAAGCUGAGGGGUCUGAUCGGCUGAAGGAAGACGGACGCAGAUUCGAGUUUGGAAGGCGGGAUUGGAUUGGCAUGGAGGGGUGGGGGAAUAUUGGGAGGGGGGGUAGGGGGAUGAGAGUGAAGAGUGGGUUGAGAAGGACCAUAGGGAAGAAUGGGUUGAGGCUGAUGGAUUAUGGAGAGGAUGUAAAUGAAGAGGGGGCUGAUGAGGAGGCAUCGGAGUAUGGUAGAGACCCUUCUGGGCUUGAGAGCAGCGCGGUUCUCUCGCAAGGGAGGAGUGGUGGCGUCGCUGGGAGUGGUGGAAACGGGAAAUGGUCCUAUGUCGGGUGCAAGGAAUGA